Alligator mississippiensis (American alligator) is the source of this 14488-nucleotide messenger RNA. It is a transcript of the gene HIVEP3, whose product is annotated as HIVEP zinc finger 3. Gene Ontology annotation, biological process: regulation of transcription by RNA polymerase II. Gene Ontology annotation, molecular function: RNA polymerase II cis-regulatory region sequence-specific DNA binding; zinc ion binding; DNA-binding transcription factor activity, RNA polymerase II-specific. The record is from RefSeq and is a predicted model, not a curated record. Bases 1645 to 9147 code for a protein of 2500 amino acids. Gene Ontology annotation, cellular component: nucleus. The transcript has 14 exons. Lineage: Eukaryota; Metazoa; Chordata; Crocodylia; Alligatoridae.
UCCUUCAGCAGCUGGUGGGAAGCAGUCUGCUUGCUUCUGAGAGCAGUCUGGGAGCCAGGGAGGUUGAGAGCAGGGGAAAUAGAGAAAAACACAAGCCUUUUUCUCAUUUGGAUGGUGACUCCCUCAUUUGCAUCAGACUCUAAGACAGCUUUCAAAGCCUCCCCUCCUGGGCUGAGGGCUUUUGCUGCGGGUUUUGUUUUUUUUCCAGGGGCCUUUGGAAAUCUCCCUGCUUUGGCUUGUCAUAGACCUGACACAGUCUGGGAGAGGAGUGAGUCUCGCAGUGAGCGCCUUGCACAGAUCUUGCUGAGCUCAGGCUGUUGAGGCUGCGUUGUGGAGAGCCAGCACUGAUGCUGUACUGCUGUUGACAUUUCCGGUUGCAAGUGCCCAGCCAAUUGGCGAGAACAGGCAGCUAGCUGGAGCAACGACAGACACAUGAAAUAUGAUAAUUUUCUGCUGAGGAGCUGUAGAAGGGGGAGGGAGGAAGAGAAAGGUUUGCAGAUAGAGGACUAUACACUACACAGAAGAAUGCUGGGCGCUAAAUUACAGCACCCUGGGGAGAAGCUAUUAUUCACUAGCCACUGAGGAUGCUGCUACGACUGCCACUCAGGUGCUAAUGAAAGAAUGCAAAUAGCAUUGGCUGAUCAGAACAUUUCAUAAAGAAGGGAACAGUCCCUAAGCCAAAACAGUCUGGAAGCUGCCUGCCGUUACACAGCAAAGUUUGUGUCCAGAUAUGGGAGAAACUGAUUCCAAACUGCACACUAUUGGAUUCCAGCUUCUUUUGUUCUUUAGAGUGGUUUUGCCUUCUAAGACUUCCUUUCAUAAAUCACAAUAUUGAUGCCGGAGUAUUACUGAAACUUCAAAGAAAUGAAUAAGUAGCUGUAUUUCUACAGGAAAGAGAGGCUUGUCUGGUUUAGUGGGAAAGCUAUAUCCGAUUGACAACUGACCACUGGGAGGAAGCUGAGGUGUUUGUUGCCAGACCAGACUGAAUUAAAUCCUGGACAAAUAAAGGAGACAUACCGUCAACAUUACAGAAGAUUAAACCCACUAAUUUGUUGGCAUGACGGCAUCACAGAGGGGCAGCUGUGACAAAACUGAAACACACUUGUAAAUGUGGGAUAUAUUUUUUGGCGGCCUUUGAACCCAAAAGUGAGGAGCACGAAGACAAGAAGAACACACACCAUUCAGUGUUAUUUUCCUUGCAAAGGAAAAAAGAUGAUUAUGAGAUGAGCACUAAAGUCUCAAGUUUUCAAAGGUUUGCAUAACAAACAAGAGACACAUUGUGGGUUGCUUCUUGACUUUGAAGGCUUGCCACUGUCAACUGAAAUAAAAUGGCAAGGUUUAAAGCCUUAACCAAGUUCACAAGGAAAAUAUUUGGACUAAAAGUUUCGGAAAGUUUUCUCUCUUUGAAGUAGUUUGUCAUGUGUUACCAAUGUGAACUUUAUUGACCCUGAAACAUUUUUUUUGAAUCAAAUAGCAACUAGUGACACUUUAGUAAAAUCUUAAAUCAACAACCAUCUCUUGGUGGCUCCAGUUUUAUAGCAAAUGCAGGCAAAGCAGGGAAUCUACAGAGGAGACCUUUAUUAUUCGUAAAUGAAGCCUGCCAAAACCUUCCCAAAAUAGCAUUCAGAGACCCUUUUUAAGGUCAUGGAUCCUGAACAAAGCCAGAAGAGCACAAAAAAGGCGGAAGAAAGUCCAAGGAAGAGGCUUACCAAAGGAGAGGUUUUCCAAACCAGUAUUACAUCUGCAGCUACGUAUCAGGGCAGCUCUGCUUCUUCGCAAGGACCCCCCCUCUGUGACAUCAUAUCGCAGCAGCACUUUUCUGGUUCUUUGCCGAUUCCAAGAGAGGAAUCUCAGGAGAAAACUGGACAUCAGAAACAACCCAAGCCUUCCUCUUUUGAACAUCCUUCCCACGUUUCACAGCUUCAGCAGCAUCCGCUGUCACCAGCAUUUAUGUCUCCUGGAAAACCAGAGCAUGCCCUUGAAGGGCCCACAUGGCAGCUAGUAGAUCCAGCAAGACCUGGUCCCUCCAGCUCUUUUUCGUCAACUGGACUUCAUUCUCAUCCUGGUCAGCUCAUACCUUCCCAUUCACCAAUCAUUCCUGGAGAGGACAUGCCGUCCAUUCAGAAAGUCUUUAUUCCUCGUCCUCCCCAAGUUUCCUUAAAACAAACUGAGGAAGUGCACAAGAAGGAAAAGAAACCUCAGAAGCCAGGCAAAUACAUUUGCCAGUACUGCAGCAGACCUUGUGCAAAACCAAGUGUGCUCCAAAAACAUAUCAGGUCGCACACGGGUGAGCGCCCAUACCCUUGCAUUCCAUGUGGCUUUUCUUUUAAGACUAAGAGUAAUUUGUAUAAACAUAGGAAGUCUCAUGCGCAUAGAAUAAAAGCUGGGCUGGCUUCAGGAAUGGGAGGAGAGAUGUAUCCUUCCAGCUUGGAAAUGGAAAGGAUUGGUGGGGAGGAAUUUGAAGAGCCUACUGAAGGAGAAAGUACAGAUUCAGAAGAUGAGACAGGUACAAUGUCAGGUCAUUCAGUAGAGCUAUCUCCCAGGCAAAAGCACACUCUGUUAUCUAGUAGUUUGUACAGUGCAGGAAGUCAGGGUUCGAGCCAUGACCGGUGUUCAUUAUCCCAUUCCAGUAUGUCUCAGUCUCUUGAAGACAGCACCCAGUUUGUGGAGCCAUCAUCAGACCAUGCUUUGAGCCAUAAAUCUGAAGAUACACAUACAAUAAAACAGAAGCUUGCACUCCGAUUAAGUGAAAGGAAGAAGGUGAUAGAUGAGCAGGCUUUUCUUAGCCCUGGGAGCAAAGGGAGUACAGAGUCCGGCUACUUCUCACGAUCAGAAAGUGCAGAACAGCAAAUCAGCCCACCAAAUACAAAUGCAAAAUCUUAUGCAGAAAUUAUUUUUGGGAAAUGUGGGAGAAUUGGACAAAGGACUGCAAUGUUAUCUGCAACUACGACCCCGGGGUUUCCACACCUGUCUACUGAAGAUAAACCUAGCAUGGUACCGUUGUCUGUGCCUAGAACACAGGUUAUUGAACACAUCACUAAGCUAAUCACAAUUAAUGAAGCUGUUGUAGAUACCAGUGAAAUAGAUAGUGUUAAGCCUAGAAGAAGUUCAUUAUCUAGACGUAGCAGCAUUGAAUCUCCAAAGUCUAGUGUAUAUAGAGAACCAUUUCAAUUUGAUAUCAAGUCUAGUUCCAGUAGCCAGUUGGAUGCAUCAAAAUCAUUAGCAUCCCAUGGUGAAAAAAUUAAGCCUGAACAAUCAUUGUUAUCACUUCAGCAAUCCCACAGUGCCACAGAGACAGUGCCUCUUCUAAGAAGCCACUCAAUGCCUUCUGCUGCAUGCACUAUAAGCUCCCCUCAUACUUUUAGAGGUAGUUACUCAUUUGAUGACCACAUCAUGGAGCCUGAUGUCGUAAGUCGCAGCCAAGUGUUUUCUUCACACCCUCGAAUGCUAAAACGACAGCCGGCUAUUGAGCUACCUCUGGGAGUGGAAUAUGGUUCAGAGGAAGUUAGCUCAAUAAGCAAAGAAACUGUUUCUAAACCUGCUGAGGAACAGGAAUCCAAGGAAAGCGAUGUUACCAAAAAGUCAAGGAAGGGACAGAAAGUGAAAGGGUUCAUGUAUGAAUGCAAUAUAUGUGGUGCUCGGUACAAGAAAAGGGAUAAUUAUGAAGCCCAUAAAAAAUAUUACUGUUCAGAACUUCAGAUCUCCAAGUCUCGUUCUUCUAGCUCUCAUACCUCUUCAGAAACUGAGAAAAAUGUUGUGGAUCCUGAUUCCUGGCCACAAAUGAUGCAUUACAAGCUAGGGACCAGCUUGGAACUCACUCCACUCAGAAAAAGACGGAAAGAGAAGAGUCUUGGUGAUGAUGAGGACCCCCCAGCUUUUGAGGUUUCUGAAACUCCCUCCUCCAGCAGUGGAUCAUUAAGUCAGUUUGCAAGUCGAGCAUCAUCUGAUGUUGCUUUGAACUUAACCCGUGAAUCUAUCAAGUCACCAGCAGAUCCAGGUAAAUCCAUACCACCUUCUGAGGUCAGCACAGGCUUUCACUCCAGGACUACAAAAACAGCUUCUAGUACAGAAGGCAAAGAGAGAAGAACAACCUCAAAAGAGAUAUCUGUCAUCCAGCAUACAAGUUCCUUUGAGAAGUCAGACUCUAUAGAACAGCUGAGUGGCUUAGAAGAAGAAAAGCCUUUAUCGCAGUACUCAUCUCAGUCAGCACCACAACACAGCCGACCAUCUCAUUCCCUGCAGCCAAAGCUGGUACGCCAACCCAACAUCCAGGUCCCUGAAAUUCUGGUCACUGAAGAGCCUGAUAGACCAGAAAAUGAGCCUGAGCCUCCUCCUAAAGAGGUGGAAAAAACGGAAGAAUUUCAGUGGCCCCAGAGAAGCCAAACACUGUCCCAACUUCCUGCAGAAAAACUUCCACCGAAAAAGAAAAGGCUUCGGCUGGCAGAAAUGGCUCAGUCUUCUGGAGAGUCCAGUUUUGAGUCAGUAUCUCUCACAAGAAGCCCAAGUCAGGAAAGCAGUAUAUCCCAUGGCUCCACCCAUUCCAUUUCAUUUGAUCGUGAAGAAUACAGUAAGUCAGAGAUGACCAGCCAGUCCUCUGAAUCCCAUAUGAAACCUCUAGGCAUAGGCUCUCACAUGUUGACGGUACCAACCCACCAUCAUCAUUCCAGGGAAAUGCGAAGAUCUGCUUCCGAGCAGACCCCUAACGUGUCCCACACUUCACAGAUGUCAGAGACACGCAGUAAAUCAUUUGACUAUGGGAGCUUGUCAUCCACUUCUGCGUCAGCACCUGGUCCUUCAGUCUCUUCAACUCCACAGGAGAGAAGGAAGUGUUUUCUGGUUAGGCAAGCAUCUCUCACCAGGCAUCCAGAGCAUGAACCAGACCCAGCCCCAAAAGGACGGCAAGAGACAGAAGAACCGUUGCCUUCUUCCAGUAAAUCUCCUGCCACAAGUCUGCCCCAUCAACCUACAUCUUCAUCCUCUUUAUCCUCACACGGUGGCUAUUCAACUGAUAAGAGUCAGCCAAAAGACAGCCCUCCGCCAGCAUACAGCCAGCCGUACACUGAAACUCUGCAGGUGCUCCAUCAUCCAGUACCACAGCUAGCACUGCAUGAAAAACAGUACAUGUCCCCUCAAGUCUCUCUCUUCCCCUACCAGCAUAUUCUGCCACAGCCAGCGCAGUCUGCAGAGCUCUUUGCCACUCAAACCAUGUCUGACAUCCUCUCUGCUCAAUUUACGAUGCCUCAGAUUCCUCCCUCUAUAUUUCAGACACCACCGCUUCCUCUCCAGCAAGCUCUUCUCCACCCAGGCCAGCUGCACAUUGCCCCUCCAUUGAUGGCACACCCAGCCGAGGUGCCAUUCAGGCAACACCCUUCAUUCCUCCCUGUGAAUUACCCCAGCUCCUCACCAAUCCCUUCUGCAUUCUUUCUGCCUCUCCAGUCUCAGUUUGCCCUCCAGUUGCCAGGGGAAGCCAGCAGCCAUUUGCCACAGCUCAAAUCCAGUUUAUUUCCACCAGCAGGGACCUCCAGCCUUUCCCCAUGCACACAGUUCAGCCCUGACACUGGAUUACAUCCUUUGACCUGCACGACAAGCCCUUCAGUGUCAGCCUCCACGUCUCAGCUUGUGGUCCCCACACGUGUCGAUCCUAUGGUAUCGCUCGUAGUCCCUGUUCGCAUUCAGACUAACAUGCCAUCAUAUGGGAGCGCGAUGUACACAACUCUCUCUCAGAUCCUUGUCACCCAGUCGCAGUGUAGUUCAUCUUCUAUUGUCCUUCCAAAAUUUGAUGAUCGCCAGCCCAAGAGCACUCUGGUCUGCAGUGCUGAUGUCCAUGGAAUAGGUUUUGAUUUGGCACAGAUGAUCACAGAGGAUCAGAGGAGCAUCUUCCAGAGUCCAUACUUGAGAGUGCCAUUACCAUUGCCAGAAAGGAAAGGCUAUAUGCCACUCACAUCCCCAUCAGAAAGUGUCCUGGGAUUAGAAGGGGGCCCAUCAACAGUCAGUGGAAGCAAGCGGAUGUUGUCUCCAGCUGGUAGCUUGGAGCUUACAAUGGAAACACAGCAGCAGAAAAGAGUGAAAGAGGAAGAAGUGUCUGAAGUGGAAGAAAAGCUAGAAGUGGUGAAACCACCUGGUACAAUAGAGGAAGGAAAAAAGCAGGACACAUCUCACUUUCUGGCAGAGAGCCAAGGCAGAGUCGAGGUAGAAACUCCACCUAAUUUAUCCUUGGAGCAGUCAGAGCCAAAGGAAAUACCAAGUAAUUUGCAGCCAGCCUUGCCCCAUUCAGGUGCUUCAAGUUUUGAGGCACUGGAGGAGUACAAGCAGCCAGGUGGCAAGCAGCUCCGCAGCAAGGCCCCUUUGCAGACAGUAAAGAAGGAAGAUUCCAAAGAGCUGGCGGAGCAUCUCCCACCAAACCCUCCGAGUCCUGCACCUCAAUCAGAUGCAACUCAAAGUGCAAUGAAGUCUCAAGAAGGUACAGACAUGAAGAAGGUACUGCAGUUCCCCAGUCUCCACACAACCACUAAUGUCAGUUGGUGCUAUUUAAACUACAUAAAGCCAAAUCAUAUCCAGCAAGUUGACCGAAGGUCCUCAGUGUAUGCCAGCUGGUGUAUUAGCUUGUAUAAUCCCAAUCUACCAGGUAUAUCCACUAAAGCAGCCCUCUCGCUCCUGAGGUCCAAGCAGAAGGUGAGCAAAGAAACCUACACCAUGGCUACAGCUCCACGUCCAGAGUCAGGCAGGCUCGUACCGUCCAGCUCCAGGAAGCCAAAAAUGACUGAGGUUCAUUUGCCUUCACUCCUUUCCAGUGAAGGUCGAAAAGAUGUAACUAGAGCUGAGAAAGAAGAGGAUAAAAGAGGAAAAUCAGAGGAAGAUGCUCCCAUAACCAAAAGAGGGGAGCCUGCCAGGAUCAAGAUCUUUGAAGGAGGGUACAAAUCAAACGAAGAGUAUGUGUAUGUGCGAGGCCGUGGAAGAGGGAAGUAUGUUUGUGAGGAAUGUGGAAUUCGCUGCAAGAAACCCAGCAUGCUGAAGAAACACAUUCGCACGCACACAGACGUCAGGCCAUAUGUCUGCAAGUACUGUAACUUUGCUUUUAAAACCAAAGGGAAUCUGACUAAACAUAUGAAGUCAAAAGCCCACAGCAAAAAAUGUCAGGAGAUGGGUGUGUUGGUAUCUUCACUGGUGGACCUGGAAGCUGAAGAAGGAACCAGUGAAGACCUAUUCCAUGAUUCUGAAGGGAGGGAAGGAUCUGAGCCAAUUGAGGAGCACCAGUUUUCAGAUUUGGAGGAAUCUGAUGAUGAUGAUGACAAUGAAGAUGAUGAAGAUGAGGAGGGAGAGGAGAGCCAAGAUGAGCCACCUUUAAAGUUGUCAGAAGUAAAACAUACCACCCUUCCAAUGCACUCUUCAGGGGGCUCUCCAUUUUCCCACGAGGAAAAUACUGGGACAGCAUUGUCUUUAACACAAGAUACUGUCUCCAGCAGCCAGCAAGUAGGUGGGGUCCACCAACCCUCUUCCUCAGGGCUGGAAACAAAAUGGUCAGCAGACAGCAGUGGAAUUGUUGUCUGCCACAGCUUCUUGAGUCUCCAUAAGCCAGCUUUGACCUCCAGUGAACAGCUGGCUUCUGCUGAAAGGGAAUCUGUCACAAGACAGCAGAUGUCCUUAGCUAUGGACCUGUCAACCUCAAAAGACACCUCCCCAAGAAAGAGGUGGUCUCCAGGCCAGGAAUCUGGUGGUGGUGGCGGCAGCAGCAGGCCAAUGCUAGCCAGAAAGCACUUGUUAACCAAAAAUGAAACUUCACCUAAACGUUUUUCACCCACUGGAGAAAUGUCUUCACUAAGGUGCUUGUCUCCAGGGAGAGGGAUGUCACCUUGUCAGCGCAUGUCCCCAAGGAGGGAGGCAUCUCCACUGAGAUGUGUGUCACCAAGACUUGAGCUGUCUCCAAGCAGGCAUCUUUCCCCAAGAAGAGACUUAUCCCCAAGAACAUACCUCCCGCCAGAGAGAGAAGUCUCUCCUGUGAGGCAUUUGUCUCCAAGCAGAGACAUGUCAUCAGUCAGAUAUUUAUCACUGAAGAAAAUGUUGUCUCCAGGCUGUUCAGAUUCCCCGUCUAGGUAUCCAUCCCCAGGGAAAGAAGACUUGCCUGGUAGUAGCAAAUCUGCAGCAGAUGACAAGGUUCAAAGCUCAUUAAAAGUCCAGCAUGGAAUGUUAUCUUUGAUGCCUCUACCUCACAGGUUCUUUGGCAAAAACAUAGAGCUCUAUGAGUCCAAAUUGAAGAUAGAACCAAGAAGCCCAACAUGUUCACCUGGCAUCACCCAGCCUGUCUGCUCCAGACCUUUGCAAGCGCCCCAUGAUAUACAUGUCCACACUCCGAGCCGAGUGGAAGAGAAUGUCUUCAGCCAUCUCCCGUUGCAUUCACAGCAGCUAACAAGGACCCCAUAUCCUAUGAUUCCAAUUGGGGGCAUCCAGAUGGUCCAGGCAAGGCCAAGUACCCAUUCCAGUUUGGUGCCCAAUUCAGUUGUGUCACUGCAAGCAGGAUAUUUUGCACCUGGUGGCAAUGGAAGCAGCAGCUUCACAGAAUUCAGCCAGGCUCAAGAACGGGGAAAGGAACCACAGAUCCCACAAGAAUCCUCACCAACAUCGGUAUCCCCAGCUGCAAAGAUUUCAAAAUACACACUGUCCCCAGAGGUUAAAAGCAGUGGCUACUCAGAAGAGAAAUUGAGGACUAGUGAGCUUCAGCAAAAGACAGAACAGGAGGAAUACAGGGUAAAAAUGUAUGCUGAGCCCAGCCACCCAGAGCAGGAAGGCUGCUCAGCUCCCACAGACAGUCUCAGCACAAAUUAUGAGCACUCUCCAAAGCCUUCAGCAAGUAGGGAAGAACCCUUGAAAAAAACGGGCAAGAAGCAAUGUGGCAGCUCAAGCACUUACUUUGAAUCAUCCUGCACUUUCAUCUCAGAUUUCCCCACACAGACGUUGGACAGAAGUAGCAGCACUGGCUGUUUGUCAGAGCCCUCGUUGAGCCAUUCACACUCCCACCAGUUCUCUGUCAGGAGAAGGAACCUCUCGGGAGAGCCAAGUCAUCAAGGGGGAACCCGUAGGAAAAACAGUCCACACUUAGAGCGCGCAGAUUUAGGUCAAAGACAGGUGGAUGAGAAUACAGGAAGUACUUAAGCCUCCAUCCAUCUGUUCCACCUGUAGGCUUCCUAUGUAAAAUCAACAGACAUUUUCAACACUAUUUCCUUUAGUAUAAUCAUUGCUUAUAAGAAGCACUCUAGUGUAUGACCAAACCCAUGGAAAAUUCCUGGUUUUGUUUGUCCCAGUCUGGUAUUAUCUCCACAUGUAUGCAGUUACUUGUGCCUUUUUCUAUACCUUUUGUUGCUUGAAAUGUACAAAAAUGUUUGAGGCUGUGAAUAUUUUUUUAGAGUUUUUUCGAAAGGGGUUUGUUAGACCUUGUCUUUUUUGCCAUUUAGGUGUGUGUGUGUUAAUAUGGGCCUGAGAGAUGCAGAAAGGAAAGUGUUAAGCAGUUUAAGGGGGAAGAAGAUGCACUGAAAACAAAAAUAAAAAAUCUUUUUUAUAUUGAUUAAAUGAUUAAAAAAAACCAAACCCUUGCUCCUGUGUACAGUAGUUGAUGAUUCAUAUUUAUUACAUGCUUUAUUUAAUUUUUGGCAAAGUGCUUGUUUUUUUUCUUGCAUCUGGUUGCCUAUCGUUGUGCUUUAAACAGUUGCAACUGCUUUACAUUUGAAAAUGUGUUUACCCUCAAUUGUAAAUAGAACUAGCACUUAUUUUAUGAUGGGAGGCCUGUUAGCAGUGAAAGCAAAUGUCACUCCAAAAAAACAAAAAAAUCUCUCAAACACACCUCCCUUCCACAGAGCCCAGAAAAAGCACUUUUUUAAAAAGGGACAAAAAAAAAAAAGUUUUUCUUCAAAGUUUUAACUGCAAGAAAAUAGGAAUGUAUCGAAUGUAGAACCAGUGCUAGGAAUGGUGUUUAAUUGUUUUAAAAGAGCCAUUCUUGUGCUUGCUUUAAUAUUGACAUUCCAUAAUGGGCUGCUCUUAAAGCGCACAGUAUAAUAGUGCUGCCUUUUGCACCACUAUAGCGAAAAUCAUGCCUGUGUCACCACAAACCCCUAUUUUCUGGGGUUUAAAAUCCCUCUAUGAACAUCCUCUCCUGUUGUAAAAGUGAAAGUAAAAUGUCAGCCUUGCAAACCAUUUCCUUCCAGAGUUUAUUUUUUCUUCUGAGCCGUAUCUUCCCCGCCUAAAUGACUCCAGUCUGCCCUCCCUCCCAUUUUUGUAAGUUAAAAGGAUGCAGAUAUUAGCUCCUGCUUGUUUUAUUUGCACACCUAUGGCUUUGUAACUCACAAGUGGCUCUGUGUCUUGUUUAACUUUAUUUAUUUAUUUAAACAAAACAGUUUCAAACUCAUAGCCUAUAUUGUGUAGAGGGGCCUUUUUGGUAUUGCAUAUAAAAAAAAGUGAAAAUGGCUGAGUGGUUAAUGUCUUGAAAAUCAGCUUGUUUUGCAUGCACAGUAACGUUUUCCAUAGCAGAUUUUUAAAUAUGACCAUCGCUAGCAGAGUGAUGGCUGCUACUGCCAAUAGAUAUGAUACCAAAUGCGGAGAGAUGUGAUAGAGCCAUUCCACUCUGUCGUGUUAAACACUUUUUAAACAGAACUGUUUGGUCCAUGUUUGCCCUAAUAGACAGCAGGCUCUUUACUAUUUCAGAGUGUUUUCUGGUCUAUGGAAUCUGUACAAACAUUUUUUAAACAAAACAACAACAAAAAAACCUUAUAUAUAUAUAUAUAUAUAUAUAUAUAUAUAUAUAUAUAUAUAUAUAUAUAUGGACCAGUUCUUUCUUCUUUCAGAGCUGUUCCAGUGAAUUGGGUACAUAAUACACUUUUUAAAAAAAAAUAAAAUUACAAAAAAUAUAUAUAAUCUUGAAUGAGAACAUAUUUCCUUGCCAGACUUGAUGAGCUAUGAACUGUUCCCGUCUCACGGGCAAAUAAUAUGGAUUUUUUAAUAAUCUUCUGCAAUUUUUUCCUUCCCUUUUAAAGGGAAUUAAGUACAAGAGAAGACAUCACAGAAAUAACAUUAAGGUUGUGACACUGACCAAAAUAAUGCCCACAAUCCAAAAUGUACUUGAAUCUUCCAUUCCUGAUUAGUGCUAUUAUUUAAUUUUCUUUUUCACUCUCCAGUUUUUGCACAGCUGUGACCCUGAUCCUGCAAUCAUGCCCUGCUUUCAGACUCAUGUCAAGCCUAGGACCUAUGGACCCAGUUCAGAAAAGCAUCUCAAUUUGACAAAAUCAUUGUCUUAUAAGGAGAGUUAGACAUGUUUUCAUGUGCUGUGAAGAAUACGGAUGGCCAGGGUCUUAAGAAGCCAUCCUGUCCCUCCAUGUUGAGCGACACCUUUGAAUUUCCUGGCCGUUGCUGGGUCUUUCUCCUCUUUCCCCUUUGUCACAGUCUUAACAUUAUUUCAGCAAGGUAUCUUUUGUAUUUAAUUGUUUUUUAUAUUGAAAGUGUACAUAAGGAAAAAAUGCAGCAGUUACACACUCAGCAUUGUGGUUGCAUUAAGUGCAUUUGACAUCACCUUUUGGGCUAGAUCAAAUUUACACUGUUUUAUUUUUAAACCAUAAUUUAACCCUUAACCUGUCCGCACAUCAGGAUGGAAACAAUGCAGAUCCUGUUGGCUCGUUGCUUAUAGUGAUUUUAUUCCUUUAGGUUUUCAUAAGCUCAGAGCGAGUUGAAUGUUCUGCCUUUUUGUUGUAACGUAUGUAUAAGCCACCAGCCAGUGCUGCAGAGUAUGGACAGUGUGUGUGCGUGUGUGUACAUGCACAGCCAAAAGGGGUGGCAUUAUGGUUGUGCCCAUACCCUGCCCUGCUAUUAUGUCCUAUGCACAUAGUAUUCCAGCCAUGCCAAGGACUCAUCUGCACAGUGUCUGAUGAGUGUGUGUGUGUGUGUGUGUGUGUGUGUGUACAACAAAUCAGAAGCAGAGGCAGAAACUGAGAGCACUUAAGAGUGGCCUGAAUUCCCAUUGUGAUUAAUUUACAGAGCAGCCUCUCAACAGGUAUAACUGGGGUGGAGCUCUGCUUCAUGCUCCCUCUACCAGAUGCAGCAGGUGCCUUUGGCCUGCAAAAAUACCCAAACAGGACCAGAAAAAGAACCCUAGCAAUAUUUAAGAACAAAAUGAUUGUUAGUUAAUUAGCUUCUGGACCAGUAAGGACAGAGGGAUCCCCAGAGAGGCAUCAUGACUUCUGGGUUUCAGCACUAGUUUGGCCAGCUGGAAUCCCCGAGGUCUAAUGCUAGCUCUGCUCUUAACCACAAUGUGCCCUUGAGCAAAUCACUUAUCUUUUCUGGGUCAUAUUCUGCCCAUGUGACCAUCAGCUCCAGUGAUUUAAAUGGAGGUGCUCCUUUCUACAUCAGAGAUUAAGGUCCUGUCCUGUAAACAUUGGGUACUGCACUUCCAACUUAAGCGAUCACUGCUUUACUCAGUAGGAAGUCUUUGCAAGCUCAUGUUCUGAAUAUUGCCCACUAGGUCUGCCCUACUAUUUGUAAUGUAAGAUGAUGGCUCUUGAUUUACCUUCCAUACACUUUGAGGAAUUAAUUAGUUAAUAUCUGUACAAGCACUUUGCAAAUGCAAUUCAGUCUAUUAUGUUCGAUGGAAUGUAUUAAUAAUGCAAAUCAGUGCAUUAAAAACACAAAAUUCAACUUUUCCUUUUCAUUACCAGGUCAAAAAAUAAAAUAACAAAUUUACUUUUAAAAAAAAAAAAGUCUCAGAGCUUCCUGCAUCAUUUAUGAUAUUGGAGAAUGGCCUACUGACAACCAGUGGGCUUUCCUUUUUAUCUCAUUAAUAAAUCAGACUGAAUAUUCCCCCGAGUUUCUUGCUUCGUGUGAGCCAUUGCUGUACCUGCCCAUGAAUGCUACUCACUGUGGUAUGGAGGUGCCCAUGAGACAAUCUCUCAAGGAAGGUGUGGUCCACAUUAUAAAGUAAUUUGACUUUCCUUGCCUUCUAAGGGAUAACCAUGCAAAGUGGCAAGCAUUAUGCCUUCAUCUAGUACAGCACUUAAGCAUCAGCUUAACUUAUGUAUGUGAGCAGUCACUCUAACUUAAAUGGGCUUAGAGCUAAGCACAUGCCAGCUUCGCUAGAGCAGUGUUCAUCACAUUUCAGCAUGGAAGCAAAGGGCCCUCUGGCUCCCAAAUAUAUCAUACUGCCCUGCAGUAGAUAGCUAUCAGCUCUAAUUAUGUACAGGAUGUUGACCAGAUACUCAAGAAGUACAUUGGGAAAUUCAAACAGUGAUGAAGUAGCUGUGUCUUUUCUGCUAUGCUUUUAAAUCCAUAGAUAAGCAUUUAGAUGCAAACAGUCUGUUAUUUAAAGGUACUGAGAUCUCCCAUUUCCUGUUAAAGUCAGCAGGAGAUGAAGGUGCUCAAUGCCACUAAAAAUCAUACCAGUUUUGCUGACUAAAUACAACUUUAUAGGGAGGUCAUUAAAUACUCAAAUAGCUUUUAGACACCAAACUCCCAUAGAAAAUAAACAGGAAUGAAGUGGCUAACUGACAUUUGGACCUUUGAAAAUCAGCCUCAAAGGACUCUUAACUCUAGGCAGUGGGAUUUGAUCAUAUGGCCACAUUAUAGUUAAUUUUAUUUUACUUGAAAAUCUUCAAAAAGUAGAUGCAAUUAGAUCCCUUUGUCACAAUAUUUUGUUAUAAAUCCUCAAAAAUAGCAUCUGAACAAGCAAUGUACUUGGUCACAUGGUAUUACUGAAUUCUAUUUCUACAAAAAAUUUGUACAAUUUGAUCUAGCCCUUUUACUGUCUUCUUGCGAUAUUUUUUUUUCAUUUUAUGACAUAGUUUCAUUGUGUGUUUUCCCUCUUUUUAAAAUCUCCAUCUAUUGCACAGUAUUUACACAUACAAAUAUUGUAAAUUAUUUACACAAAAAAAUUCAGUCCUGAUGGCAUAAAACCAAUCUUUCAUUACUGAAAUAUGAUGGCACUUAAGAUCACUUUAGUAAAUGUAAUGUAAAAAUAAUAAUAAUAAUAAUGUGUACACAAAUUUAAUAUACAUGGUCUCAUGUAAGAUAAAUAUUUGCCUUUUUUUCUAAAAGGUGUAUGUAUUCUGUAAGUGGAAUAGUCUGUAGAAAGUUUCUAUAUGUUCUUAAAAUGGCAAUACAUUCCAAAAAAAAGGUACUGUAAAUAUGUACAGAAUACACUGUAAUUUGUUAGUUUUGCCUGUAAUUUUAUUUUAACUCCAGUUUCUACACUUGCAUCUUGCAAUGUCUGUAUGGUUAUAUCAGUGCAAAAAAUGCAGGUAAAAAGCACAGAGUCUGAUGUAAAAAAACAAGAAGAAAAAAAAAAAAGAAAAAAUACUCAGUAUUUGAUGUUUGUGACCCUUAUUGUAAAUGACAUCUGUACUGUGAAUGAGAAGUUUUUACAAGUAUAAUAUUGCCUUUACUACAACUCAGACUGUCUGCUCAGUCUGAGCAUAUUUUUAAAAAAAUAGCAUGUUGGAAUAAAUUUUAAAGUCCCAACAUA